CUUGUAUCGUGGCUGCGUGGGGUCAAUCUCCGGGCUGCGACGCUAUCCCUGCAUAUACCGACUUCUAGGUAACAAACAGCCCCUAUGAUCACCCAUCAUCACCAAGCCAGAGACCAAGCUCCUUCAGCCCCACAGCUACUGCUCAAGGCAUCAGCUACCUCCCUACCUAGGUAUUUACCUAUGAUCCCGCCGUCAUCAAACAAACUUGAGAACAUUCCGCAUCACUGCCCUAUAUUUCGUCCAAUUGGUGUACGAGACAGUCGCCCGAGAUGUCCUACUUUUUCUCGACUCCGGUCGACAUCGACAUCGUCCUCGAUGAUACCGACUCGAGACAGAUGGUCGACAUUAAGACCGAUAAGAAUAGGCGCGAGAAGGCACCUCUAUACAUGGAUGGAGAGAGUGUGCGAGGACAAGCUACAAUUCGACCCAAGGACUCAAAGAAGCUGGAACAUAUGGGCAUAAAGGUCCAAUUCAUCGGCACAAUAGAGAUGUUCUUCGAUCGAGGCAACCACUACGAAUUCCUAUGUCUAAACCAGGAGCUCGCAGCCCCGGGCGAGCUGCAGCACCCGCAGACCUUCGACUUCAACUUCAAGAAUGUCGAGAAGCAGUACGAGUCCUAUAACGGCAUCAACGUGAAACUGCGGUACUUUGUGCGGGUGACGGUCGCGCGGCGCAUGGCCGACGUCAUCCGCGAGAAGGACAUGUGGGUGUACAGCUACCGCAUCCCGCCCGAGAUGAACUCUAGCAUCAAGAUGGAUGUUGGUAUCGAGGACUGCCUGCACAUUGAGUUUGAGUACAGCAAGAGCAAAUAUCAUCUCAAGGAUGUCAUUGUCGGCCGGAUCUACUUCCUGCUUGUCCGCCUCAAGAUUAAGCACAUGGAGUUGAGCAUCAUCCGGAGGGAGACAACGGGCGCCACGCCGAACCAAUACAACGAGAGUGAAACAUUGGUUCGAUUCGAGAUAAUGGACGGUUCUCCCUCUCGCGGUGAGACCAUCCCGAUUCGACUCUUCCUCGGCGGAUUUGAUCUGACGCCAACAUUCCGCGAUGUCAACAAGAAAUUCUCGACACGGUAUUACCUAAGUCUGGUGCUGAUAGAUGAGGACGCCAGACGGUAUUUCAAACAGUCUGAGAUCGUCCUGUACCGGCAAGCUCCCGAUGCUAUAACCAAUGAACCUCAAGGCGUUGUAACAGUCCCAGAGGGGAAGAUCCCCCAGCCAUUACCUGCGGCAGCCUAAUGGUUUAUGAAACUAGUAAUUUGUUGUAACGUUGGCGAAGAGGCUAAUUUGAUUGACCUAUUCUGUACAUAUUCAUUAGCGACCUACGAAUUUCUUCAGGGGCAUGGCCGGAUGGCGUUUGGUUGUAGAGGCAUGAAAUCAAAACCCAAGAACUGGCAUUCUGGUAUUUCAGAAU
Molecule: messenger RNA, 1410 nt
Organism: Xylaria bambusicola
Lineage: Eukaryota; Fungi; Ascomycota; Sordariomycetes; Xylariales; Xylariaceae
Product: vacuolar protein sorting-associated protein 26-domain-containing protein
Exons: 4
Coding region: 270-1235 (321 amino acids)
Biological process (GO): retrograde transport, endosome to Golgi; intracellular protein transport
Cellular component (GO): retromer complex; endosome
Source: RefSeq, a predicted model, not a curated record